AUGAGUAAUAAUUUCAUUUCCAAUUUAAGAUCAAUAGAUUUUUUUGGAGCUCCUUUAGUCUAACAUAUAGAUAGAGACUAAUCAAUUUAUAAAAGCAUUUUUGGUGGAAUUAUGACAUUGUUGAUUUGCUCAGCUAGUCUUUCAUAUGCUAUCUGGGUUAUUUAUUAAUGGUAAACGAAUUAAUAUAGCCCUAAAAUUUCAAGUUCAGCCUUUGUUUCAAACUUUGAACUUUUAGAUUUGAACUAUGAUGUUAUAAAAUUUUAUUAUUGGAGAUCAGAUGAAGGAAUGAUUGAUCCAUUUGAACAAAAAGUUCUUCUUCCUUUNAAAAAUCCUUUUCCUGAUGAAGAAGCUGAUUUAAUCAAUUUCUAUGAUAUAAAUAAAAUAAAAUAGUGA
Messenger RNA from Paramecium sonneborni, 393 nucleotides. NCBI's taxonomy places the organism in Eukaryota, Ciliophora, Oligohymenophorea, Peniculida, Parameciidae. The record is from the annotation of a GenBank genome assembly.